AAAAAAAUAUUGUUAAAUAAUUAUCAUUUAAGGUGGUUCAUUAAUUCACCUGAAAAUUCAUGAAUCAAAAAUGGAAAUCACAGUCAUUAAAGAUAUUUACAAUGUGAUUUGGUAAAGGCAACAUAGAGUUAAUCUGCUGUGGCCAACUAAAGAUGGAAAAUCAUUAAUUCACAAGAUCAGAAGUAGGAAGUUUUUUUCUUUUCUGAGAUUUUAUGGUACUAAGAAUCUCAAAAAGAUUCAAUCAUGGAAGGAAUGCAUGUAUCUGGCAAUAUAUAUUCAUAUACUUCGUCCUAAAAAGGGAAAUUGAUUGUCAUUUGCUCAUAUUACCAUAAAUUAUUCCUGAAAUUUCUGAAUCUUAAUUUGUUUUGUCUCAAUUCAUAUCUCCUUUCAACACUAUAAAUUGACGACAAUUCUAGACACCCAAACCAUCAAUCCUCUCAAGUAUAGCCUCCAUCUUCUCCUAACAAUGGCAGCUAUUGUCAAUCCUAUCACUCUUUUAUUCCAUGUCCUUGCCAUCGUUGGCCUCUCUUGUCUUUGCCUUAUUGAGGCUCAAAAGGGUGGUUUCAGUGUUGAAUUAAUCCACCGUGACUCCCUCAAGUCCCCCUUAUACAAUCCCUUGGAAACUGCCUCUGAUCGCGUAACCAAUGCCUUGCGUCGUUCCUUUAGUCGUGUACAUCGCUUCAAACCAAAUUCGGUCUCAACGAAGGAAGCGGAAGGUGAUAUUAUUGCCAAUGCGGGUGAAUACCUGCUGAAUAUAUCCAUUGGUUCUCCAGCUUUUGAUAUUGUUGCUAUAGCUGAUACAGGAAGUGAUCUUAUUUGGACUCAAUGCAAGCCUUGCUCCCAGUGUUUCCAGCAAGAUGCUCCCCUUUUUGACCCUAGCGACUCAUCCACUUACAGAACCAUUUCUUGCAGUGCAAGUCAAUGUGAGAACCUUAAAGGAAGCUCUUGUUCUAGUGAUAACUCUUGCCAAUAUUCAGUCACUUAUGGUGAUAAAUCUUUUUCGAAUGGCGAUCUAUCUGCUGAUACAGUCACCUUGGCUUCGACAACUGGUCGCCCUGUAGCUCUUCCUAAAACAGUCAUCGGAUGUGGACAUAACAAUGAUGGAACUUUCAAUGAGAAAACUUCUGGCAUCAUUGGACUUGGAGGUGGUGAUGUUUCGCUUAUUUCCCAAUUGGGAACUACAAUUGCUGGCAAAUUCUCCUAUUGCCUGUUGCCUAUUUCCCAAACAGGAAAGUCAAGCAAAAUGAACUUUGGUUCCAAUGCUAUUGUUUCAGGGAAUGGCGUUGUUUCCACUCCAUUGACUAAAAAAGAGCCAGACACUUUCUACUUCCUCACCCUGGAGGCAGUCAGUGUUGGAAGCGAAAGAAUAAAGUUUACAGGUUCUGUUUUCGGAUCAGAUGAUGGUAACAUCAUCAUUGAUUCAGGCACUACAUUGACCUUAGUCCCAGAAGAGUUUUACUCACAAUUGGAAUCAGCCGUUUCUAGCCAGAUUAAUGCGACAAGGGUUCAAGGUCCAGAGGGUUUGAGUUUAUGCUACGAUGCUCAAACUGACUUUGCAGUUCCAGAUAUUACAGUGCAUUUCACUAAUGCUGAUGUCAACUUGCUGCCCUUGAACACCUUCGUCUUGGUUUCCGACGCAGUUGCGUGCUUUACCUUCAGUUCUAAUCAAGAUUUUGCAAUCUAUGGUAACUUGGCACAGAUGAAUUUCUUGGUUGGCUAUGAUACAGAAAAGCAGACCGUCUCCUUUAAGCCCACAGAUUGCUCUAAGAAUUAG
Messenger RNA from Durio zibethinus, 1774 nucleotides. Lineage: Eukaryota; Viridiplantae; Streptophyta; Magnoliopsida; Malvales; Malvaceae. The record is from RefSeq and is a predicted model, not a curated record.